UUAUUCAAAACAUGAGCGUGGAUGAAAAAAAAAACUAAUAAAGGUCACAGAAUGGUAAAAACUAAACAAAAUAAAUACAUUUUUUAUAAUUGAUAUCAUAGAAAUGUCUUUGGGCGCAUCUGAUCAAAAUUUCAAACCUUAAGUCGUAAAAAGCUGGCGCCAGUGAGCGUUUUCCUCGAAAGGAGUCGAAAUCCCUUAAGCGUCAAGUUCAUUAUUUCUAAUGAGAUUGCAAUUCCAUGGAAACUCUAUUUAUCGAAUAAUGAUCUUAUAGGAAUCGAUUUAAAAUAUUUAGAUCUACCAUUUCAUUAUAAACCAGUAGAUAAAGAAUGGUGUAGAAAAAAAUGUCUAAGUUUAGGAUUUACUUACAAGGAACCAAUUAUGAAUCAGAAAUUAACACCAAACAUGAUUCCAGUUGAUAUUUAUUUUAAUGAAAAUGGACUUUUCGAUGUUUUGUCAGAAUUAAUAUGCAGAGACAGAAAAUUUAGUUUAGAUAUGUAUAAAAAUACUUCUAAAAAUCUUAUCAAAAAUAAAGAAAUAAAGAAAUUCAUUAACAAUGACAGUUGGUUUAAAAAUAAAAUAAUAGCAGAUGCUAGGAGUCCAUGUUGGGAGUUAGAUAUUUUUGCUGCAGCAUAUUACUUAGAUGUAUGUAUUUAUUUUUUCAAAAAAGAAUAUGAUACAUGGGUAUACUUCCGAAAAGGGUGGCCCAGAUAUGAAAAAGUAGAUAUGAAAAAUGAAAAAUGCAUUCAUCUAUACCUGGAUAAAAAUUAUAUUGGUGUUGUUACUAAUGUUACUGGACUAUAUUAGAUGUAUAUUACUUUUAUAUAUCUAAUUAUUUAAUAAAGAAAAAUAUUAAA
Molecule: messenger RNA, 854 nt
Organism: Daktulosphaira vitifoliae (grape phylloxera)
Lineage: Eukaryota; Metazoa; Arthropoda; Insecta; Hemiptera; Phylloxeridae
Exons: 5
Coding region: 379-804 (141 amino acids)
Source: RefSeq, a predicted model, not a curated record